AUGCCCAGCCUCUGGCUGUCACGCGGAGCCUCCAGCCUGUCCUCCACCUCCACCUCCCCACGGCUUUCCCUGCGUCAGAUUCAAUCAAAGUUCAGGAGCGAGCCGGCUCCUGCGCCUUCCCCGGCGCUGGCGUGCGCCGUUGCCAUCAUCCGUCCGCGUUUCAGCGGACGUCGUGCCAGCGCAGCAAGUGUGAAGGAUCGGUGGUCAUCUGAACACUUCUAUUGCGCCAACUCGAGAACAACAACACCCGAGCGUGUCUUGUCACCAGCUUCUAUUCCCACUCGCAUGCGCCACAGCAGCGAGCAUAUCGCUUGCAGCGUGCUGCUGAGCCUCACAGUAAAAUUAGUCCACCCAGAUCGCCGUGCAUGCCUUGAGUUCCCGAGCCACUGCGCCGGGAACAAAAAGGCACGUCGAUUUAGCCUGAUCCCCCGCCCACCUGGAACGCUCGACGCCGCGUCUCCUUCCAGACUCUCUUGCAGGCGGAUGAAUGCAGAUUCCACCAAGCAAACGAAGCACCCUCUGUUUGCAUCCGCAGAACAAGCAUCCUCGCCAUCUCUGUCGCAGCCUGCAUAUCCGCGAUACGAUUUGGAAGGAUUGCGAUUCCCCUAUCGUCCCCCAUGUGUCCGCCUCCAGAUCUGGUAUCUGGACCGGUCGUCGGGUGUUGGUUCAUCAAUCUAUCACGACGUUCCCCCCACGCUCUGCCGUCAUGGGUGUGUUGGUGAUGGUGUUGCUUCUUCCUCCGUGGACAUCCCUUGUCCUUUCUCCAUCAGCACUUUGAUGAACAACAACGUGGCCACGACGUUCGCCUCGGUAGGAUCGUAUCAUUCCCAUCCAUCCACUUAG
This is a messenger RNA of Zasmidium cellare ATCC 36951, 843 nucleotides long. RefSeq lists its product as uncharacterized. Lineage: Eukaryota; Fungi; Ascomycota; Dothideomycetes; Mycosphaerellales; Mycosphaerellaceae. The coding region runs from base 1 to 843 and encodes 280 amino acids. The transcript is spliced from 2 exons. The record is from RefSeq and is a predicted model, not a curated record.